AUGAAUAAUAAAAAUUAUUUAUUAUUUAUAUUUGUAAUAUUAUUAUUACAUAUAUUGGGACUUUCGAAUGCUCAAACAUAUGUACAUCAAAGUAUUUAUACGAUGGGAACCAAAGGGUGCGCCGGUACACCUAUUUUGGUAAAUUCUUUUAGAAUUGGUCAAUGCUAUAAAAGAAGUGACACAAACAGUAUUAAAUAUGUUUUGGUUUCCAGCACUGCUUUCUAUAUUAUGGCCUAUACCGAUGCGGUUUGUACACAAAACCCAGUUCAAAAUACAAAUUUCCCAGACAACUAUUGUUUUGCUGAAGCAUAUAAAUUUCAAUUGAAAAAUACCUAUGUUUCACCAUCACCAGGAUACAUUUAUUUUGAAAGAUGGCCAACUAAUUCUGCUUGUACUCAGGGUGUAAAUAACAAUAGAGGUGUAUUUAAGCCAGGUAUUUGUGCUUACUCAGAUGGUCAAAGUGGUUUUAUGAUUGGUACCGCCGGUACUGCUACUACUGCAACGAUUGCAACUUCCAAUGAAAAAACCUGUAAGACAUUGUCUUCGAGCCAGGCAUACAGUUUAACAUGUGCGAAUAACGCUAGAUACAUUAUGAAUGCUUUCACAGCACCCGCUCUCACUAUAUCUUUUGGUGCAGUGAAGCUAAACUCUUACAACUCCAUUACUAUCCCAGUGAGUCUGACUUGGCCAUCGCCAAUCACUGUCAAUGUCGACUACAAUGAAAACGGUGGUGCAUGGAAGGAUGUCCCCGCUUGUGCAACAUUGUCUACCGGUCAGUCAUGCACUAUCACCGGCAUCUUACCACAGAGUACUGUCAUUGUUAGAGCUCUUAUCAAUGGUGAACAACCUUUCGGUGGUACAAGCAGUGCUCAAUCAGCAGCUUACAAGAUGCCAAUACUCGAUACUAUGAAGACAGUUACCAUUGCAGCUAGAACAACCAAGACUGUAACUGUUGCUUAUACUUCGAAUUCUGGUGUGAGUGGAACUACUACUUUUGUUGUAAAGUCAACUGCUGGUACUGUUGGUACAUGUUCAUUUACACAAUGUGUUAUUUCAGGAUUGAAUCCAGGUCAAAGCAUCACUGCAACCGUUAAUGCAGUAAACCACGGUACCAAUUCAAAUACGAUGACCGCCACUGCUACUACCUACACAGCUUUAACCACACCAUCUCUGUCAAUUAAAAACACAAUUAACUCGAUCACCGCAACAUACUCUGCGACCGGUGGUGUUCCAUCGCCAGCAACAACUUUCCAAGUGCUAUUGAAUAAUGUAGCUCAAUCGUGUUCCGCUUCACCAUGCACAAUGUCUAACUUGGCAACACUACAAACCUACAGUGUACAGGUUAGAGCAACCAAUGACGGCACCACUCUUUCAUCUGCUGUUCAAAGUGUUAAGCUAUGGAAUUUGAUGACCACACCAACAUUGACUGCAGUUGCUUAUACAAGAAGAGUUGUUCUUUCCUUUGAUGCAACUGGAGGUGAUCCUGCUUUGACUCGUUUCAGUAUUACCAAUAAUGGUGCUGCAGUUGCAGGUUGUCAAUCUCUCCAAACCAAGACUUGUACUGUUUCUUCUUUGAAUCCUGGAAUAUCGUAUGCUUUUGUUGUCACCGCUACUAACGGUGCUACUGUUCUCUCCAAGACUCUUAAUCAAGCAACCUAUCAAGAUGUUGCAACUCCAUCUCUAACUCUUACCAACACAAUCAACUCUAUCACUGCAACAUAUUCUGCAGUCGGUGGUAUUCCAUCGCCUGCAACCACCUACCAAGUAUUAUUGGGUGGAGUAGUUCAAUCUUGCACUGCAUCGCCAUGCACAAUGUCUGGUUUAACAACACUCCAAACCUAUACUGUACAAGUAAGUGCAACCAACGACGGUAUAACAUCACCAUCUACUUCAAAAUCUGUUAAGCUAUGGGACUUGAUGACUGCACCAACAUUGACUGCAGUUGCCUAUACAAGAAGAGUUGUUCUUUCCUUCGAUGCAACUGGAGGUGAUCCUGCUUUGACUCGUUUCAGUAUUACCAAUAAUGGUGCUGCAGUUGCAGGUUGUCAAUCUCUCCAGACCAAGACUUGUACUGUCUCUUCAUUGAAUCCAGGAGCGUCGUAUACUUUCGUUGUCACUGCUACUAAUGGUGCUACUGUUCUCUCCAAGACUCUUAAUCAAGUAACCUAUUUGGAUGUCUCCGCUCCUACAAUCUCAACUACAUCUAUCACCACUAAACAUAUUGCAAUAACCUACGAUGCUGUUAACGGUCUUCCAAGCGGUUCUUUGUUUACUGUCAACAGUGCUGGUGUUGAUGUACCAGGAUGUAUCAAUACUGCUACCAAGUCAUGCACUAUCACUGGAUUGAAUGCUGGUACUGCAUACACUAUCAAAGUAACUGUUACCAACGACGGUCUCUCUGUUCCAACUACUCAAACAUUAACAACAGUGACCGCUGUAACAACUCCCGCUAUCACUAUCUCACAAACGGGAUUGUCACUCACCAUUAAAUACACAACACAAUACGGUUAUGGUGCAUCAAGUUAUGAUGUUCUUGUGAAUAAUGUUGCUGUCUGUUCGGCCACUUCCGCUCUCCAAUGUGUUUUCAACAAUGUCGUUCUCGGAACCAAAUAUGACGUUCAAGUUAAAGUAACCAAUGACGGUGCUUCUAAAACUGGUACUUUAUCCUAUCAAACUAUUGCAGAUACCAUGAAGACAUUGAAAGUAGAUUCAUACACUACCAAAUCAGUUACAUUCAGUUAUUCAUCAAAUAGCGGUGUUCAAGGAGUUACUACCUUUGAGUUUACGAUCAAUGGUUCACCAGUCACAUGCCCUUCAUUUACUCAAUGCACUGUUUCAGGAUUCACACCAAUUUCACCAGGUUCCACACUUACCAUCGUUGGUAAAUCAAUCAACUAUGAAAAUGCAUCACCAACAAUGACAAUCACACAGAAGCUCUAUGAUGUAGUUGCAGCUCCAACUCUCACCGUUACCAACACACCAACCACAAUAACAGCUACUUUCUCAGCAAUCGGUGGUAUUCCAUCGCCUGCAACUACCUACCAAGUUUUAUUGAAUGGAGUUGCUCAAUCUUGCACUACAUCACCAUGUACUUUAUCUGGUUUAACAACACUCCAAACCUACACUGUUCAAGUCAGCGCAACCAAUGACGGUACUACCACUCAAUCACAAGUUGUCUCUGUUAAAUUGUGGGAUCUAAUUUCAAAUCCAACACUCACUGCUUCAAUGCUAACUAAAUCUGGUGUACUUUCAUUCGGUAGCGUUGGAGGUAACCCCGAUCUAACCAGAUACAACAUUAGCAUAAAUAAUACUCCAUUCAAAGAUUGCCAAUUGAUCAAGGAAACUACAUGUUCUCUUCCCUCGUUGAAUCCAGGUACUACCUAUACCUUUGUAGUGAUUGCUAUCAAUGAUGGUAAAUCUCAACAAAAAGGAUUGACAGCUUCAACUUACUCUGAAAUCAGUGGUGGUUCUAUCACUGCAUCUUCAAUCACUACCAAGUUGAUUACAGUCAACUUUGGUGUCACUGGAGGUGUACCUGGUUUGACAAAGUAUUCAAUCACCUACAAUGGAGUCAAUGCACCAGACUGUAUCGAUAUCUCAGCCACUAGCUGCACAAUCAAGGAUUUGACAUCUGCCACUACCUACGCCAUCCAAGUCACUGCCACAAACGACCAAAAGACAUUGCCAUUCUCCAACUCCUUCCUCACCUACACCAAGAUCAAUACUCCAACUCUAACUAUCAUUGGUAAACCAACAUCGAUCUUUGCACGUUUCUUUGCCACUGGCGGUGUUCCAACACCAAGCACAACCUAUCAAAUUCUUUUGAAUGGUGUUGUUUAUCCUGGAUGUUCUGGUACUGCCAUUACAUGUACCAUUUCCGGUUUGACAACUCUCGAUAACUACACUGUACAAGCUGUCGCAACCAACGAUGAAACAGUCACCCAGUCUGCAGUUCAAGAGAUUACUCUUUGGGAUUUGAUGGGCGAGCCAAUCGUCACUGCUACAGCUCUAACCAAAACUAUCUCGCUUGUCUACGAAGCACCGGGUGGAGAUCCUCUCAAGACAUCGUUUAUCGUCAAGAUGAAUGAUGUAGUUCUAACUAAUUGUGUUGAAUCGAAACCAGAUGCCAGCGGUACAUGUCUACUUACAGAUCUUAAUGGUAACACUACUUAUACAUUCUCUGUGACAGCUUCCAAUGGUACAGCCAGUCUUACUUCUACAUUGGAUGUAACCACCUAUCCUUUGUUAUCCGAUCUUCAAGUUCAACUUGACCAUAUCAACACCAGAGAGAUAGCAAUUAGUUACUCUAGCAAGAAUGGUCUACCAGAUAAUACUACCUAUGAUGUUCUAUUGAAUAAUCAACCUGUGGUUGGAUGCACCCAAACUCAAGCAACUACAUGUUUAUUCACUGGAUUGGAUGACGGUGUCGAUUAUUCUAUCACUGUCAAAGCAACAAACGACCAAUUGACUUUGGAAUCUCAACAUUUCUACACCACCUACAUGGAAGUUUCUGAACCAAUAAUCACAGUUUCACAGACAUCAAUCGAAUCAUUUGAAAUCAAAUACUCUACAGAACAUGGCAUUCCACAAGGAACAACUUACGAUGUGAUUGUCAAUGAAACAUUGGUUUGUUCAAAUACCACUGAAUUGACAUGUAUCUAUGAUCAAUUGGUUCUUGGAUCAAAUUACAACAUUAAAGUUAUUGUUUAUAAUGAUGAAGUGUCAAAGAGCAAUGAUGUUUAUCACCAGACCUAUUCCAACCCAACACCAGUGGUAUUGAACACAUUCCCAACUGCCUCAACAAUUCAAGUUUCAUGGAAUGCCAGUGAGAACGGUUUGCCACAAUCAACUAUCUACACCACUGAAAUUACCUUUAACUCUGUGGAAUGGAAAACAAUCUGUUUGAAAUCAACCGAACUUUCAUGUAAUAUUCAUGGACUGGCAUAUGCAACCAAAUAUACAAUCAGAGUCACUGUUUCAAAUUCCUUCUACGAUCCUGUAGAAUCCACCACUGAUGCCACAACAUUGUUGAACAACUUGGAUGAUAGUUCCUGCAAGAAGAAUGAAACAGCACCAAUUUGUUCAAGUCAUGGUGUUUGUGACAAGGGUGAAUGUCAAUGUUCAGAAGGUUGGACCGGUAUUUACUGUCAUAUCGAUAAUACUAACAAUAACAACAAGAAUGAAACAAUCACACCAGAUCCAGACAAACCAGUAAUCAUCGUUGAUAACAAUGGAGUAAACUAUAGAUUUGAACUUCUUUCAGUGGAAGAAGUUGACCAAUUAUCUACUCCAAUUAAAACACUCGAUCUUUCAAAGGUCUCAUGGUCAUUGGAUUUCACAAGAAAUGAAUCAGUCACACAUCCAACCACCGGAGAAACACUCACUGAAAAGACAUUUACAUAUUCAUCAAACAAGACAACAAUUGAUGGUAUCGAUUCACUUUCGAUUUCAUUCAUUCAAUAUCAAGCUCCAAAGGACUCGUCUUCUUUGGCUGCAAAGAAAUACCCAAUUGCAUUUGCCGGAAAAGAAUAUCAAAUCAACAUUGGAUCGCUUAAAUUCACUAUGGUUAUCAACAAGUGGCCAUUCGAAUCCAAACUCAACUCUCUGGUUCUCUCGACAAAGAUUACCAAUCCGGUUGGUGCAGUCGAUGAGUGCGGUAAACUCAAGUCACCAUCAUCCAAUGAUACAGAGGUAUCGUCAUCCAAUGGUAUCACAACAUUCAAUAUUGGUGAUGGCAGUGGAAACUACGUUGUUGGUAAUCUCCUAAACAUCCUUGUUGUCGAUAGCAUUCCAAGAUUAGCCUCUCACAACUAUGCCAAAAAGGAUGGUUUCAUGGUGAUCAACUCACUCAUUCCAUAUUUUGAAAGAUCUGCUGUCGUCGAUCCCGAUAUAGGUUUGAUUCUUUCGCCAAAAUCCGACGCCAAGUCAGGAAAAUGUGGAAAUACUCAAGAAGAGAAUAGCAAUUGGAAAGUUAUUGUAGGAUCUGUUGUCGGUGGUGCUGCUGGUGUUGCUUUGGUCGCAGCUACAAUCCUUUUAAUUAAAAAGAGAACUAAAGCACAACGUUACAACGAUAGAGUUGCUGAAAAGAUUAGAAAUGCUGGAAAUUCUCGGACUAACAAUUUAUAA
This is a messenger RNA of Heterostelium album PN500, 6126 nucleotides long. RefSeq lists its product as uncharacterized. Bases 1 to 6126 code for a protein of 2041 amino acids. The record is from RefSeq and is a predicted model, not a curated record. The transcript has 3 exons. Lineage: Eukaryota; Evosea; Eumycetozoa; Acytosteliales; Acytosteliaceae. Gene Ontology annotation, molecular function: protein binding.